AUGACUGUAUUAGGGCUACCAGUAGUACAAACAAAUAUGGUGUUACCUUCAAUACAAGAGUGCAGUUUUAGCGUAGAACAAGCUAUAAACGCACCAAUUGAAGUAGUAUGGUCCAUUAUCCGUGAAUUUCACAACCCAAAAGCCUACAAAAUGUUUAUAAGCUCAUCUGCUUCGCGGUCGUCGUCGAACACCCUAGGAUCCUUGCGUAACAUAACUCAUGUUACCGGGUUCCCGUCGACAACAAGCAUUGAGAGGCUUGAUGAUUUUAGUGACAAUGACCAUGUCUUGGCGUUUAGCAUCGUUGGUGGUGAUCAUAGCCGCCGCCUCGCUAAUUACCAAGGGACGAUUUCUCUACGAGAUGAAGUGAAGAAAGAGAAGGUUAAUGUUGGUGACCGGAGGAGGACAAUUGUAACAGAGAAAUAUAGUGUUGAUGUGCCGAGAGAUAGUACUUUGGAGGAGACUCGUUAUUUGGUUGAUACUUUGGUCGGGUUCAAUCUCAAGUCUUUAGCUCGUGUUGCUGAGCACACUGUAUCUUAA
Messenger RNA from Spinacia oleracea (spinach), 537 nucleotides. RefSeq names its product abscisic acid receptor PYL12-like. Gene Ontology annotation, molecular function: signaling receptor activity; protein phosphatase inhibitor activity; abscisic acid binding. The coding region runs from base 1 to 537 and encodes 178 amino acids. Gene Ontology annotation, biological process: abscisic acid-activated signaling pathway. NCBI's taxonomy places the organism in Eukaryota, Viridiplantae, Streptophyta, Magnoliopsida, Caryophyllales, Amaranthaceae. Gene Ontology annotation, cellular component: cytoplasm; nucleus. The transcript has a single exon. The record is from RefSeq and is a predicted model, not a curated record.